UGGGGAAAAAAGAGCUAUGGGGAAGGCGAAGAGGACCCCGGCAGCUGCCGCGACGCGGAAAGGCCCCCAGUCCGGCGGGAGGAAGGCUCCCGCGCCGCCUCCGCCGGCCCCGAUCCCCUCUCCCCCCCGGGAUCGCGCCUCCUCCAAGGGCAAGGCGGCUCCGCCGGGCAAGGCGCCCCCCACCGCCGCCCCGGACGAGCUGUGCGCCCUGGCGCUGGGCGCGCAGAAGGAGCGCUGGCUGCAGUUCCAGAAGCGCCAGCGGGUGAGCUGCGAGGAGGCGGCCAGGCUCUUGCUGGACACCUUCGAGUACCAAGGGCUGGCGAAGCACACAGGGGGCUGUCACUGUGGGGCUGUACGCUUUGAGGUCUGGGCAUCGGCCGACCUCCACGUCUUUGACUGCAAUUGCAGCAUCUGUGUGAAGAAGCAAAACAAGCAUUUCAUCGUUCCUGCCUCGCACUUCAAGUUGCUGAAGGGCGCCGACAGCCUCGCCACUUACACCUUCAACACCCACUGCGCCCAGCACACCUUCUGCAAGACCUGCGGCGUCCAGAGCUUCUACACGCCCCGCUCCAACCCAGACGGCUACGGAAUAGCUCCGCACUGCCUGGACGAGGGGACAGUCAGCAGCGUCACCAUAGAAGCAAUCAAUGGCAAGGAGUGGGAGAAGGCUGUGAAGGGCCACCCCACCAUCAGGAGUAUGUCCAAAGAGUGACCUGGCCCGCCCGUU
Molecule: messenger RNA, 727 nt
Organism: Zootoca vivipara (common lizard)
Lineage: Eukaryota; Metazoa; Chordata; Lepidosauria; Squamata; Lacertidae
Gene: CENPV
Product: centromere protein V
Molecular function (GO): carbon-sulfur lyase activity
Source: RefSeq, a predicted model, not a curated record